GUGUGACUUCUGUAAAGAAGACAGGCUUGAGACGGAGCGAAAUCUAAAGAAUUGUCGAAUCGUUGGGCCAGUUUUCUUGGCGAUCGGCGUUGCAUUGUUGAUUGCUACCAUAGUGUAUUCUCGCAUCCAGAGAAAGAACAAUGCCGGACAAGUUAUAAGCGGACCGAAUACUGGUCAGAUAGGUUCAACAACUCAAGGAGGAUCGGGCAAUGUGACGACCACCACUCAAUAUCCUAGCCCCUAUGGCUUUCAACAGCCGGCGUACGGGCAAACACCCAUGUAUCCACCGGGAUCAUAUCCGCCACCGGUACCGCCCGCUGGAUAUUCGACUUAUCCGACAGGACCAGCUUAUCCUUCAUCGACUCAGUACCCUUUUAAUUCUCCCUAUAAUGUUCAAGCACCAUACCCAACAGAGAUGCCUCCACCCCCAUCAUAUGAAAGUACCGUUGGCCAAAGUGACACUGCUCCAAGUGCCCCUCCUGCAGAGAAAGUGGAAGCAUAG
Messenger RNA from Porites evermanni, 502 nucleotides. NCBI's taxonomy places the organism in Eukaryota, Metazoa, Cnidaria, Anthozoa, Scleractinia, Poritidae. The record is from the annotation of a GenBank genome assembly.